AUGCAUCUUAAUUCUGGAAGUAGCACUAAUAAUUCGUUGGAAAUAAAAGAAUUUUCUGAGUGGCUGCUUAAAAUAAGAGAUGGUGAUCUUGGAGAUGAUGUUGAUGGAGAAUCUAUUAUAACAAUUCCAGAUGAAUUAUUGAUCAAAGGUUCAGAAGACCCACUUUCAGAUAUUGUUGAUUUUGUCUACCCGAAUCUGAUGGAUAAUAUAUUAAAUCCGACUUUCUUUAAAGAACGUGCUCUUCUAACUCCUAAAUUGUCCAAUGUUGCCAUGUUAAACGAGCACCUAAUGGCCGUGAUUCUGGGUGAAGAAAGGACAUUUUUGAGUUCAGAUAAGGUUUUGAAACAAGACGGUAAUUCAUCUCUUGAGGAUGACGAAAUCUCCCCUGAAAUCUUAAAUACAUUCUCAUGUUUGGGGAUUCCUGAUCAUAAAUUAACUUUGAAGGUUCAAGUACCGGUUAUGCUAUUGAGAAAUAUUGAUCAAUCAAGAGAUUUAUGCAACGGUACGAGAUUACUUAUUACAAAAUUGGGGAAUCAUGUUGUUGAGGCAAUUGUUCUUACAGGAAACAAUAUAGGAGAUACUGUGUUAAUCCCUAGAAUGACGAUGAGCCCAUCGGGUCAUACAUUUCUAGUAAACUUCCAAAGAAGACAAUUCCCCUUGGUAGUUUCGUUUGCGAUGACUAUCAACAAAAGUCAAGGUCAGUCGCUGUCUCAUGUUGGCAUUUAUCUUCCUAGGCCUGUCUUCACUCAUGGGCAAUUAUAUGUGGCAUGUCGAGUAUCGGUUGGGAAUGUUUCUUAUUAUAAUGCUGUCAACAUGACAUUUAGAUUUUUUUAA
Molecule: messenger RNA, 834 nt
Organism: Gastrolobium bilobum
Lineage: Eukaryota; Viridiplantae; Streptophyta; Magnoliopsida; Fabales; Fabaceae
Exons: 1
Coding region: 1-834 (277 amino acids)
Source: RefSeq, a predicted model, not a curated record